Molecule: messenger RNA, 3614 nt
Organism: Epinephelus fuscoguttatus (brown-marbled grouper)
Lineage: Eukaryota; Metazoa; Chordata; Actinopteri; Perciformes; Serranidae
Gene: sptssb
Product: serine palmitoyltransferase, small subunit B
Exons: 2
Coding region: 398-664 (88 amino acids)
Biological process (GO): ceramide biosynthetic process; endoplasmic reticulum organization
Cellular component (GO): serine palmitoyltransferase complex
Molecular function (GO): serine C-palmitoyltransferase activity
Source: RefSeq, a predicted model, not a curated record
UAUUCGUUCAAUAUUAAGUGUCCAUAUGGAGCUCAUAAGUAACACUGUGCAACAUCCCUACGCUGCGGUAUGAGUGCAGACAGAGCAGUGUGAUGCCUUUGCUGUCUCGGCUUGUUUUUCCACCCUGCUGCUGCUGCUGCUGCUGCUGCUGCCUACGUCAGAGGUGGUACUGCGGCGCAGUGUCGGGCUGCAGCAUGGUGGGACAGAUGCGCACAAGGAUGCGACACGGACUGCACAAAGUUUAAAGAUGCUGCACAAAGCAGCGGACUUCACAUGACUGAAACAGAGCUGCAACCGAGACACCGACUCCUCCCUGUGCCUCUAAUGCGAGGACAGCUUUUUUUUUUUGGGGCUGCGUAAACACACACUGGCCUAUGUCCUCGGUCACUCCACCUGCAUGAUCUGUAAACCAGCUUGCAAGAUGAACUUCAAGAAUUUUAGGGAGUACCUGGCCUGGCUGUACUACCAGUACCUGCUCAUCACCGGCAUCUAUGUCCUGGAGCCCUGGGAAAAGUCCAUCUUCAACUCCAUCCUCUUCUCCGCCAUCGCCAUGGUGAUCUACACUUCGUAUGUCUUCGUGCCCAUCCACGUGCGCCUUGCACUGGAGUUUUUCUCUGGGAUCUUUGGUGGCCAGCCUGAGAGCACCAUGGCACUCAUGAACUAAAAGAUUGAGAGAAUAUGGAGGAGAAAGAGGCAGCGACUGGGUGGAUUAGCAUGAAUCCCCAAAUAAUUCCCUACAGCUCAACUCCUUAUCCCCUGGAGCACCUUGAGCCCCUCUUUACACCACGUUCAUCCCAAAGCACAGCGGUUCGUCACCUCAGCUAAUCAAGACUGAAAACAUGAAGAUCUUAAUGGAGUGAUCUGGAAAUCAGAGCCUUACUAUCUUCUUUACAUCCCAAACCCUCUGGCCUUACCCCAUGGUAUUAGACACACGACUGUACAUUACUUUCACAUCCUUGCUGUGAAAUGUGUUGUGAAAUGUUGUUUGUCCUAUUUGUUUUUAUUUUUCCUCAUGAUAUGUCCUGUGUGAGUGCAUACCACCUUUGGGUUUUGCAUGAUAGGGUCAUUCGUGGGUAGUCCAUUUGCAUGCUCUUCUCACUACAGAAUACUACUUGACUCUCUUCUUUCCAUCAUGACUUCCAAGCUGCAGUCUUUAAAGGGGCAUUCCAAUAAUCUAGUUUGUCAUUUUGAUGAAAAAAAAUUGUUAGAAACAUAUUAAAAAAAAGAGAGUGCUUGUAAUUGAAGCAACAGGACCAAGAUAUCCUGACUUUAAAGACUUAAGUCAAAAACCUAAAACACUGCAUCCUACAAGAUCCAUAAUACAACUCAGCAUGGUAUGUAGGCAGACCUUCCUUGACUGGUUAAUCCCAACAUCUUUAAAGCCCAACACCCCAAAUUCAGAUUAUUUUUCAGACUUUGGCUGCAUCAGAAAUCUUUAUUGUGAAAUGUUUGCAAGCCAACCGCCAGAAUAAAAGUUGGUAUUGUACAUUUCUUCAAAGCACAGAUAUGUUGAAACAUUAUGUUUCUUUACAUUGGUUAUGGUUAGAAAAAAAAGAUCAUGUUUGGGUGGUACAAUCACUGCUGGAAAUGCAAUUGAUGGUUUGCUCAAAAAAAAAAAAAGAAAAAGACAAACAAACCAAAAAACCCAAAACACUUGAAACAUGUACCAGUGUAACAUAUCCGUGGUUUGUAGAAAUGCACAAUGCCAACUAGAGAUGUUAUUAAUUAACUGUUUUUACAGAAAACAAGAAUUUUGACCAAUCAAUACUAUCUGGUAAACAGUUAGAAAUAUAUUAAAACUAGCACCAUGGGGGGAGAUGAUGAGACAGCAGAGUCUGCUGCUGCCCACACUGGUGUUGUAUGACGCUGCCAGGGCAAUGCCAUGAUGCUUCUCCUGAGAGAUGACUAUGACUCCUCGAGAAGCUCAUGACCCAAAAGGCAGAGGAGGACACCUAUAUGAGAGAUCAUCCCCCCUCACUGGAUACUAAUCCUCUUCACUGGUGGAAAGGUACAGCAAACUUUCUGUUGCUGCCAUUACACAGACGGUCAGUUCGCAGUUUGCAUGAGCUAACACAGCAGCAGCGGCUAACAUCUGACACUGAGCAGUUUAACGGUACCAACAAUCUCACACUGACACAAAGACUUGUUAGGUAAUGUUAGCUGUGUGAUGCUGACAGUUAGCCCUGUCACUGUGUGUGUGGGGGGGCCAGGCAGACUCUCUAUGUCACUGGCACCGAGCUCACACUCCCGCAGCAGUGAGGUCAUGAUAAACAGAGAGAGAACAGAGCGGGACAAGGUGGCGCUGAGCAAAGCAAUACAACCCCCGACCCCAGCCUUUUGAUUAAUGGUCAGUGAUUGGUCAACGAGGGUCGGCUUUACACCUAAAACAUUCUACAUUAGCAUCGCUAAUGCCAACAUUUUCCUCUGCCGACUGGGCUGAUGUAUGCACUAUUUAUUGCCCUCAAACAAUCAGUGGAGCAAAAAAAGUUAAGGCAUGGACACUACUUUCUGCUUUUAAUCCCAUAAUGCACUGCAUUGCAGUUUAUAGGAGUGAAAAUUACCAUUGUGUGACUCUACAGCUCUCAGUGAUGAUGCAAAAUGAAGAUUCACAAGUGUCUUAAGUGUCUGAACAGAGUAUGCUAUUGACUGUUUAGUGUGUAAGAAGUAAACAAAUGAACAUGGGAGUGAUUUUAGACACACCCUUAGGAGAGCUCCCUCUCAGAGCCACAGGUGACAAGUGAACUGAACUUGGUGUGUAAAAUCAGUGGAGUGCCCCUUUAAAUAUGUGUGUGUUUAUGUUUAUCUGCAUCUGUGACGCCAUGUUAAUUGCCCUCCGAUAAAAAGGGAGUCAAUACUCAUCCCAACAUUCUUGUGACACGCACUUAAUGUUACUGGUUGAUCUAUGGUUUGGUAUCAGAACCAUUAUCACCUUUUUAGUUGCCUUUAUGCACCGUAAUGCUAACUGGCAGGGUACAUUGCACAUUUCAAGUCAUUGUGUAUCUGACCUUUCAAGAGAGAGUUGGUAGAAAAGCCCAGCUCAGGGAUCUGUUUGUGAAAUUUACCGAUUUACUGGUCAAAGUAAGUAAUAAAAUGAAAUAACUGCAUAGAUGUGUGCCGAGCCCUCUCUUUAUCUCCUGUUUUUUAACUGUCGGUAUGUCAGGAAGGUGUGCUCGGCACUGAGCAUGAGCAAAUAUUGAUACAACACACCUUUGUGUUUUAGGCUUGGCUUUGUUAAUGAUGUAGCUUUACUCAAUCAACAGCCUCUGAACUCAAAGCAGAAAUGUUUGCUGUCACAGGCAAAAUGCAAAGACUGCCGUCAAAUUGGCCUUAAUGAAAAGCAAAGCCUGACUGGCCGACCGAGAACCGUUUUCCUCACCUAUAGUUGAUCUAUAGAGAACGAACCAGGGAGAGAGUGAGUCGUAGUGUAUCUGGUAGCUGUGAUGAGCAUUGCGUUUAGUUGUGUGUUUAAGAUCAGUUUUUAAUAUUUGUGCUUUGGGUCAAGGGCUUGCUGAUAACAGUCUAAUCAUGAUCUCUAAGUUAACUUUAUUUAUAUGGAGUUAUAUAUUUAUAUACACUGGUAAAUGCUUGGCUGGUUACAAUGUCAAUUACCAAAC